UUUCAUUUCAAAAAUUAAAUUUUAGUCCUUAAAUUUUAAUGAUCGGCGUAAACUGAGAGUGCCGGUACAAUCUGUGCAUUGUUUUGGAUCGCGGGAAGCAUUUAGAGAGAAUUGUGCUCGAUGAACGCGCGACGGAGGUAUUCGCCGGGGACUGGGAACGGAGGAGGCGACGGUUACGGCGGGGGUGGCUUUCAAUCCAACCAUAAUUCCCGCGGCGGUUACCGUCAGGGUAGGAACCCUUAUUACCAGUAUGGGCAGCAGCACUACCCUUCUCAGCCUCAGCAGUAUGGUAAACGGAGCUUGCAGAAUGAGCCGCACCAACAACAGCAGCAAUGGUUGCGCCGGAACGCUAGUGGAGCUCCGCCGGAGUCAAGUUACAAUGAGGUUAGGAAAACUAUCCACUCCGACGGGAUUGAUUCGAGCUCUAAUGUUUGGAAGGCUCGCCUAAAUAUUCCACCGCCUGACACUCGGUAUAGGACUGAGGAUGUGACUGCAACCAAAGGAAAUGAGUUUGAAGAUUACUUCUUGAAGCGUGAGCUACUCAUGGGGAUUUAUGAGAAGGGAUUUGAAAGGCCUUCUCCCAUCCAGGAGGAGAGUAUACCUAUUGCACUCACUGGGAGUGAUAUUCUUGCUAGAGCUAAAAAUGGAACUGGCAAAACAGCUUCCUUCUGUAUUCCUGCACUGGAAAAAAUUGAUCCAGACAACAAUGUCAUUCAAGUGGUUAUACUUGUCCCAACAAGAGAGUUAGCACUUCAGACAUCUCAGGUUUGUAAGGAAUUAGGCAAGCACUUGAAGAUACAGGUAAUGGUCAGUACAGGAGGAACAAGUUUGAAAGAUGAUAUCAUGCGUUUGUAUCAACCUGUCCAUUUACUUGUUGGAACUCCUGGAAGAAUACUCGAUCUUGCCAAAAGGGGUGUAUGCAUUUUGAAGGACUGUGCAAUGAUUGCUAUGGAUGAGGCUGAUAAACUUUUAUCCCCCGAGUUUCAACCUUCUGUGGAGCAACUAAUUAUGUUCCUACCUCGACAUCGACAAAUUUUGAUGUUUUCAGCUACAUUUCCAGUGACUGUCAAGGAUUUCAAAGACAGAUAUCUGCAAAAGCCUUAUAUUAUUAAUCUAAUGGAUGAGCUUACACUCAAAGGUAUAACACAAUUUUAUGCCUUUGUAGAAGAGCGGCAGAAGGUCCACUGUCUCAAUACCCUUUUCUCUAUGCUGCAAAUCAACCAAUCAAUUAUUUUUUGCAACUCUGUGCACCGAGUGGAACUGCUUGCAAAGAAAAUCACUGAUCUUGGCUAUUCCUGCUUCUAUAUCCAUGCAAAGAUGCUGCAAGAUCAUCGGAACAAAGUCUUUCAUGACUUCCGCAAUGGUUCCUGCAGGAAUCUUGUUUGUACUGAUUUAUUCACAAGAGGAAUAGACAUUCAAGCUGUCAAUGUUGUGAUUAAUUUUGACUUUCCUAAGAACUCAGAAACUUAUCUGCACAGGGUGGGCCGUUCAGGAAGAUUUGGGCAUCUUGGAUUGGCUGUAAAUUUGAUCACCUAUGAAGACCGGUUCAAUUUGUAUAAAAUUGAGCAAGAACUUGGGACUGAAAUUAAACCAAUUCCGCCCCAUAUAGAUCAAGCUAUUUACUGUCAGUAAUAAGCCAACUAAAGUAAAACCAACUAUGUGUAAGUGAGACAGGCAUCUGGUAUAUUUCUUGCACCGCUGCCACUGGCUAAAUGAAAUGCAAGCUGCUUGAUGAUGCUCAAGCUAUAAUAGAGUUUAUGAUGAUAAUUCACUGUGGUUUUAGUACCGAGAGGUGGAUUUCUCUCCUCCUAUCCCACGAUUUCUCAUGGAUGGAUAUGGAUCGGGGUGGGGAUGGAGUUGUAAAUCUUCUCAUCAAGUUGACGGUACUUCACCUUGUUUUACUUGUAGGCAAUUUCUGCACUUAUUGGAGGCAAUGGCUACUUACUCCGUGGAUCAAGAUAUAUUGGAAGCUGCAGCUUAAUUUGUAGCAGGGAUAUGAUGCUAACGUUGAUGCCCGGGUGAGUAGUGACUUGUUACAUUUAUGAGCUGUAAGUACUUGAGUAGAUAGAAUGGACAAUUACAUAUUAUAUAUGGUCUUUCUCUUCCCUGCCUAGCUUUUGUAACCUUUUUCAGUCUGUUAAGAAUGAAGUUGAGAUCCCAAUUUAUUUAUGUGAUUUUAUUGAAAUAUA
Ipomoea nil (Japanese morning glory) is the source of this 2189-nucleotide messenger RNA. RefSeq names its product DEAD-box ATP-dependent RNA helicase 8-like. The record is from RefSeq and is a predicted model, not a curated record. Lineage: Eukaryota; Viridiplantae; Streptophyta; Magnoliopsida; Solanales; Convolvulaceae. Gene Ontology annotation, biological process: P-body assembly; cytoplasmic stress granule assembly. Gene Ontology annotation, molecular function: mRNA binding; RNA helicase activity; ATP binding. Gene Ontology annotation, cellular component: cytoplasmic stress granule; P-body. The coding region runs from base 121 to 1632 and encodes 503 amino acids. The transcript is spliced from 9 exons.